Molecule: messenger RNA, 741 nt
Organism: Elephantulus edwardii (Cape elephant shrew)
Lineage: Eukaryota; Metazoa; Chordata; Mammalia; Macroscelidea; Macroscelididae
Exons: 6
Coding region: 1-741 (246 amino acids)
Biological process (GO): Golgi to plasma membrane protein transport
Cellular component (GO): plasma membrane
Source: RefSeq, a predicted model, not a curated record
AUGGUGAGGCGCGCGGGACGCGGGGAAGCCGGGGCGCAGGCGGGCCACCUGGGGGCCAACCCUCCACUCCCAUCCCGCGUGCAGCCUGCUGGGGUCAGCAGUACCUGCCUGGCUGGGUUCCUGAGCCACUCAAAGAGCGACAGCGGCAGGGUCCCCCGAGUCCUGGGGCCGCGCUCGCGAGGUCCCUACUGCGGACUUGGUUUCUACUCGCCAUGUGCAGGCGAAGGGUAUCAGGCAAAGCGGGCACCAACCGCACCCCCACCCUUGCCUGGCGGGCUGGUGGAGGCUUGGGGGACAGGCCUGGUUGGGGGUCAGGAAUCCUGGAUGGCCGCCUCUCCAGGGACUGGAGGCAGGAAGGGGAAGCGGGGCAGGAAGCCAAGCAUCUCCUUGGAGCCUCCCCAGACCAGUGGGAAGCUGGGGCAGGCAGGGACAGAGUUGGCACGAUGCCAGCAGCAGGCGGAUGAGGUGACGGAGAUCAUGCUGGACAACUUUAACAAGGUCCUGGAGCGAGACGGCAAGUUAUCAGAGCUGGAGGAGCGCUCAGACCAACUCCGGAUGAUGAGCUCCACCUUCAACAAGACCACUGAGGCUGUGGUGAAGAAGCAGGGCAGGAUGAACGCCCGCUGGCGCAUCUGCCUGGGGCUGGUGGUAGGCGGCGCCCUGCUGCUCAUCCUGAUUGUGUUGCUGGUCUUGUUCCUCCCAAAGUCUGGUGUGGACAGUGCCUCCAGGCCGGGGGACUGA